AUGCCCCCUCUAAACCCCCACCGCCGAACAGACUCCCAACCCACAUACAGAACCUCAAUCCUCCCAAACACCGCAACAGCCACCAAACCCGGGCCCAGCAGCACUGCCAGCGGCCCCAGCUCAAUGUCAACAGCCAAACAACGCCAAUACGCCCACCUGCACUCGCAACUAGCGCAAUUAAAUGCCAACCUAGCCGACACGGAGAACUUGCUUCGCAUGACGGCCGUGCAGGCGGGUGAUAUGCGGUUUUUGGGCGGGUAUGUGGGUGCGCUGUUUAUGGGGUCUGCGAAGGUUAUUGGGGAGGAGGGAGUUAAAGGGCAGGCUGAUGCUGAUGUGCAGGGGCAGGGUCAUGAGGAGCUUGCUGUUAAGGUUGAGGGGGAUGAGGAGUGA
Penicillium waksmanii is the source of this 390-nucleotide messenger RNA. RefSeq names its product DASH complex subunit HSK3 family protein. Gene Ontology annotation, biological process: attachment of spindle microtubules to kinetochore. The transcript has a single exon. The record is from RefSeq and is a predicted model, not a curated record. Gene Ontology annotation, cellular component: DASH complex. Lineage: Eukaryota; Fungi; Ascomycota; Eurotiomycetes; Eurotiales; Aspergillaceae. The coding region runs from base 1 to 390 and encodes 129 amino acids.